GCUUUCCUCUCCGGCACCCGGCGGGCGCCCGGGCGCGGCGCCGCCGGCACCCGAGAGGCGCGGUAGCCGGCGCGGGCGGCGGGGGCCGGGCCGCGGCGGGCGCCCGGGCGGGGUCCGCGCUGAGCCGCCUUCUCGGCCGCCUGGUCCCUGCGGCGGCUGCCCGGCGGCCCGGGCGCGCGGCGCUUCGCCAUGUACACCUUCGUGGUACGCGAUGAGAACAGCAGCGUCUACGCCGAGGUCUCCCGGCUGCUCCUCGCCACCGGCCACUGGAAGAGGCUGCGGCGAGACAACCCCAGAUUCAACCUGAUGCUGGGAGAGAGGAAUCGGCUGCCCUUCGGGAGACUGGGUCACGAGCCCGGGCUGGUACAGUUGGUGAAUUACUACAGGGGUGCUGACAAACUGUGUCGCAAAGCUUCUUUAGUGAAGCUAAUCAAGACAAGCCCUGAACUGGCUGAGUCCUGCACAUGGUUCCCUGAAUCUUAUGUGAUUUAUCCAACCAAUCUCAAGACUCCAGUUGCUCCAGCACAGAAUGGAAUUCAGCCACCAAUCAGUAACUCAAGGACAGAUGAAAGAGAAUUCUUUCUCGCCUCUUAUAACAGAAAGAAAGAGGAUGGAGAGGGCAACGUUUGGAUUGCAAAGUCAUCAGCCGGUGCCAAAGGUGAAGGCAUUCUCAUCUCCUCAGAGGCUUCAGAGCUUCUCGAUUUCAUAGACAACCAGGGCCAAGUGCACGUGAUCCAGAAAUAUCUUGAGCACCCUCUGCUGCUUGAGCCAGGUCAUCGCAAGUUUGACAUCCGAAGCUGGGUCUUGGUGGAUCAUCAGUAUAAUAUCUACCUCUAUAGAGAGGGUGUGCUUCGGACUGCUUCAGAACCAUAUCAUGUUGAUAAUUUCCAAGACAAAACCUGCCAUUUGACCAAUCACUGCAUUCAAAAAGAGUAUUCAAAGAACUACGGGAAGUAUGAAGAAGGAAAUGAAAUGUUCUUCAAGGAGUUCAAUCAGUACCUAACAAGUGCUUUGAACAUUACCCUAGAAAGUAGUAUCUUACUACAAAUCAAACAUAUAAUAAGGAACUGCCUCCUGAGCGUGGAGCCUGCCAUUAGCACCAAGCACCUCCCUUACCAGAGCUUCCAGCUCUUCGGCUUUGACUUCAUGGUCGAUGAGGAGCUGAAGGUGUGGCUCAUUGAGGUCAACGGUGCCCCUGCAUGUGCUCAGAAGCUCUAUGCAGAACUGUGCCAAGGCAUCGUGGACAUAGCCAUUUCCAGUGUCUUCCCACCCCCAGAUGUGGAGCAACCUCAGACCCAGCCAGCUGCCUUCAUCAAGCUGUGACAGAGGGCACUCCCUGCUGCCUUGGAAAAAGCACGGGGUCCUGCUCCAGGGAAUGGUGAAAUGACUGGAUUGCUCUUUAUCCAGCCCACAGCAGGGGAAAGAAAGGCAACUCGCAAAGAUGAGAUGGAAGAAGGCACGUGAGCAGAGGAGGCAGCUCCCAAAGAGAGGGCUGCUCAGGGGGCUUCCCAGAUGUAGCUCUCAGCAGUGCUGUUGAGACUUUUGAAAACAACUUUGGUACACAAAGGCAGCUUUGUGAGCAGAGCUCCUUCCCCUCUCCCCGGGAACGGCAGGGCACUGGGACCUCUGGUCGGUGCCUCCCACCCACUGCAGCCCUAGUGCCUUAGCUCCAUGCCCGGCUGCAGCCCCACUGCUCUGGACUAUGGAUUGGACGUCAGAGCAUAUUGGAGGUUGCCUGUGUGUUCCCCACCCAUCCCUUCGGUAACACUCUGCCACACUAAGCUCUGUACAAGCAUGCACCAACAGUCCUUAGUUUUGUGCUGUGCACUGGCCUCUCGGCAAAGGUGGUUUCCCUCAUCACCUUCCUGAUGGUGUUUGGUCAGUCACCUGUCAGGGUUUGUGCGGGUUGGGCCCCAAAACAGCAUAUGCUGCUCUAAGUCUGCUCUCUGCAUGUUUUAGAAACAAAGUGGCAAGUCUGCCCUGAACCUGUAAGCAUCAAAUAAGCAUGAGAGAGAAAAAAACAUGAUAUAUUGCUUUACUUAAUAGGUUGAAUAUGGUAGGUCUUUGAAAAUAUGAUGAUUCAAUUUUCUCAAUUUUCUUUGCUUUAACCAAAAUUCUAAAUGCAGUUUUGCCUAGUUCCCUUUUUUUUUCUUUUUUUACUUUUUUUUAAACGUUUGUAAAAACCUCUUUGAGGAUGAGGAGUCAGUAAAAUUCCACUCCCCAAGUGGCCCUGCCCCAGACAAAGGUUGCUUUCCCCCUUUUUGUUCUUUUUAUGCCCCCAAGCACUUUCUGCAGUAGCUAGAGGGACAGGUUUCCUUCCAGGAAGGAUUCGAGUUCCUGUGCCUGUGGGUAUUAGGAGAGUAUAUAUCCUGCCUGAAUGGGGAAGUCUUCUAAAAUGGGAAAGAAGUGGUUUCAUCUCCACACAGUGUCUUGUAAAUCUCAACAAAUGUGUACUGUUAGAAGUGGCUUCCGCUUACUGGAUUAACUAAUACUUUAUAGGCUUUUCAGGAGGCCACAUCACUAGCAGUAGGGAGAACAAGAUGUCAUUUGUGUUCAGUGUAAGCUGAGUAAACAGGCCCUUCCUAGAGUGUCCUGGAAAUCACAGCAACCCAUUGAAAACUGCCCUCCCCACCAGAACGUGCUACGUUCUUUCUUCAUGCCUAUGUGUGCUCCAUUCCUCAUUUCUACUUGGCUCAAGAAAACAUUUCUGCAGUCAGGUGAGACUUUUACAAAAGAGGAGAAAAUCAAUGCCUCCUUGAACAUGAUGAGAUGUGAGAACUUACAAUGAAAAAGGCAAUAAUGAUAGAAAUUAUUUCUUAGGUACAGCAAUAGUUGAUAGGAUGUGAGGGUGUUACCUUGGGGUGAAGUGGAGAAGGUCCCAGGUGAAUUGGCUCUCAUGGAAAUUUGGAAUUACAAAAUAAACGUCCUGGGGGUUACCCAGAAUACAGAUUUAAAAGUUUGCCUGUAGAGCAAAAUAAAACAGUCAGUUGUAGUCAUUAAUCCUUGAGGCCCAACGCAGCCGAUGGGUUGGUGUUUGGGAAAUUCUGAGAUGGGAGUGAGAUCUGAUCGGAUCCUGGGAAGAUGUAUACCCAGUUAGAACGUGUAGGGUUCUGGGUCCCUGGCAAGUCUAGGUGGGCGGGUGACAGGGAAAGCAUGGGCAUUUUUGUAUUGCUGUCACAUGCUAACAGAGGUUUGUAAUUAUCUUUUGGACCCAAAUUAUAGAGACAUUCACGAGUUUUCUAGCCCUCACAGUAACAGAGCUAAGAAUUCAGAUGUCAGGAAGUCUGUGAAUCUUGAUGGAUUUUCUGAGAAACCUGACUCAAUGGCAUAUAUAAGAGGGAAGUAAGACUUUUAAGAAAAGAAAAAGUUAUGCCUCAUUCCUCAUGUGGCUUCCAAUAAGUAUCUUAGGAACUUAUUUCCUUUUUAAAAAAUAUUUUUUAAAUUUUUAAAAUUUGAUUUUAAAUUUCAAAUAAAUUUAAAUAAAUUUUAAAUAAAUUUUAAAUAAAAUUUUACAGAGACGUGGUCUCACUGUGUUGCCCAGGCUGGAUUGCAGUGGCUAUUCGCAGUUGUAAUCAUAGCACACUGCAGCCUCGAAUUUCUGGGCUUGAGCAGUCCUCCCGUCUCAGCCUCCUGAGUAGCUGAGACUACAGGUGCACACCACCAAGCCUGGCUUUAUGUAUUUAUUUCUGUUCAUGCGGAAUGAUUGGUUCAGAACUGUUCCUUUCCCUUCCAUGAUGUCCUUGACACAGAAGGUUAUGCCUGGCUCCCAGUCAGGCUUCAUACUUUUGGUCCAUGUAAGUGCUACCCGUUGCUGGGGGAGGAGUCAUGGUUUAUUUGGAAAUGUCAGUUGCAAUCAUGGUUCUGUCAUUUGACUGCACAGUAUCAGAGGAGCCUGUUAACCUCUCUGUGCCUUAGUUUCUUAGCCCAUGAAAGAGAUCAUUGCCUGACCCAGGGACUACCUCAAGGGCUUUUGAUGAGGACAAGUGACAGUAGGAAGAUGCAAGAGCCUUUAGUACCAAGGUUCUCAACACUGACUACAUGCUGGAAUGACUGUGAAGCUUUUAAAAAAUGUUAGUGCCCACUCUUCCCCUGUACCCCCGGACAGUUAAAUCAGAACCUCAGACAGCAAUAUGCCUUGAGAUGCCUUGAACCAUGCUUGAGAAGGAAGGACAAACACAUUAUUAUCUUGGAAGAAUUGCAUAAGGCUUAUGACUUAAAAAAAAAAAUUCUUUUUGGAAACACAAGCAUUUCUUUAAGGAUGACCGGAUGUUGCCGUAUGUAUUUAUGGCACAAGCAGGUGUUGUCUAAGCAGUUUCUCUGUUUGCUUGUCAUAGCAGCAUUUGGAAACUCAAACAUGCUUUCAUUUACAUAAAUAGUUUAUGAAGCUUUGACAACAAAUGUAAACAGACACGAAAUUAUAAAUCUGCUAAAUAUGUAUUAAGGGUAUUAAUUAUUGAAAGUCCCUUUCCCCAAAACUCAACUCCUAUGGCAAUUAUGAACUCCAUUUUACCAAGAACAUUUAAGUGCCUCAGCAUCUGUAUGAUAUAGUGGAGCAGGUGCUGACAUAGGUACCAGCUGACAUGAUGUGUCACUAGCUCUGUGGGAUGAUUGCCACAUACAUGGAACACCUGGGAGUGCUGGAAAUGUACUGUGAUCGAAGUGACAAAGUGUGUUUUCAUUCACAGUGGAGGCUACAUCAAGCAAGGGGAGGUCCAGCCCUCUUGCAAGUGUGGUGAGAGGCUCUACUAGCAAAGACAUGGGCACCGGAGUAGGUCCCGUGUAGCAUGCGGGUGCUGUAGAGAAAAUUCAGUGACGUACAUGGCUCUGGUUCUGGACACAAAAUCUGUACUGGAGAGGAAAUGACUGCUGAAAUAAGGCGAUUGUAUGAAUAUUUAAAAUGCCUGGAACACUAAAGUAAAGUAAUGAUAUUUCAAGUGUUUUUGUGCUCUUUGGUUCUUGUUGUAGGUAUUGACUGUCCUGGGAUAUCACUGGUCAUUUAAAUUCACCAUAUAAUUAGCCGGGCAUGGUGGCAUGUGGUGGUGGCUGAGGUGGGAGGAUCGCUUGAGGCUGAGGUGUGAGGCUGCAGUGAACCAUGUUCACACCACUGUACUCUAGCUUGAGCAACAGAGCAAGACCCUGUCUCAAAAGUAAAUAAAUAAUAAAGUAAAUAUAAAUCCAUGAUGCCGUUACUCAGGGGUAGACAGACUUUCUGUAAAAGGCCAGAUAAUAAAUCUGCUAGGCUUUGCAAACCAUGUAGGGCCUUUUUUGCAUACUUUUUGUUUUUUUCUCCAACUCUUAGCUCAUAGGCCGUAUAAAAGCAGGCCAGAUGUGCAGUAAUUUGCUGACCCCAGGAUGUUACCCAAUACAUAAGCCAACAGAUUGUCCUUCAAAACUGAUGAGCUUCUCAGUGAAGCACUGAGACUAUUUCAGCUGCCAAAGUCCCAGCCCAUCGUUUCUUACGUGUCUUGUGUAUCGAGUUCUUGUAAAGCAUUUCACCAAGGCCAGGUUUUUAAAUACCUAUAAACCUCACACACCUGAGAUGCUUAGUCUUGUGGAUAGAAAGAGUUUCAUUAAUGCAAAUUGUUAUUAACUUGUAACUUCUUGUGCAAUAAGGCUGAAUGCUUUGGACAUCUUUCCUUUGUAUGGCUGGCCUGCCUUCUGUGGCUGCUUCCACUUCAUAAAUAUACCUCUGGCACAGAGGAGGUUUCCAUGCCAGAAGCCCUGUGUAGGCACUCCACUCCAAACAGGUUUCACAUACACUAUGACACAUUCCCAGUGGACUCAGCAGAGAUUGCAUGGGCAGGGUGCAGGGUGCAGGGUGCAAGCAGACAUGGAUCCAGGCAGGCACCUACUUAGGACCCUGAGAGUGGACAGGCCCAAAGCCUUUGGAAGACUUCUCUUAAAGACUGGUCCCACUUCCUGUCAGUAGCUACACCUCCUUCUUAACCUGAAGUUCUCCCAUAACCCAUAUUUUAGAAGUGUUUUCCCCAAAGCAUCCCUCCAUAUCUUAGUCUAUUUUGUAUUGCCAUAACAGAAUGUUACAGAGAAGUGUAUGUGGCUCACGGUUCUGGAGGAUGAGAAGUCCAAUAUCAAGGGGCUAUAUCUGGUGAGGGCCUUCUUGCUGCCUCAGCAUGGCAGAAGGCAUCACAUGGCAAGAGAGGAAUGGAGUCUAACUCACCCUUUAACUAGCAACCCAUUCCUGUGAUAACUAACCCACUCCUGGCAUAACAUCAUUAAUUUAUUCAUGAGGGUAGAGCUCUCGUGACCUAACCUCUUACAGGUCCCACCUCUCAACACUAUUGCAGUAGAGAUUAAGUUUCCAACACAUUUACUUUGGGGAACACAUUCAAACCAUAGCAGUCCCUGAAGGCAAAGGAAAAUGAACCCCUCUCCAAUGCAAUACAUAGUAGCAGAACUUGAAGAUUGUUGCAAGCAUAAUUCCUUUCAAAAAUUAUGAGAGGACAUCAGUGGGCAUAAUAGAGUAACAACCUCUGAAAACCCUCUCUUCCAUAAAAGCAAUGAGAACACUAGCAAAACUGUCUAGACAUUAACCAGAGGCUUGCAGCAAUCCAUUUAUUCAAGAAAAGGCCUGUAAUCCCAGCACUUCGGGAGGCCAAGGCGGGCGAUCACGAGGUCAGGAGAUGGAGACCAUCCUGGCUAACACAGUGAAACCCCAUCUCUACUAAAAAUACAAAAAAUUAGCCGGGCGCGGUGGCAGGUGCCUGUAGUCCCAGCUACUUGGGAGGCUGAGGCAGGAGAAUGGCGUGAACCUAGGAGGCAGAGCUUGCAGUGAGCCGAGAUCACGCCACUGCACUCCAUCCAGCCUGGGUGACAGUGCGAGACUCUGUCUCAAAAAAAAAAAAAAAAAAAAAAGGAAAGGGUUGCAUCUGGGUAAGAAAAGCAAGCUUUCUGACAUUUUAAUGUACCCUAUUCCCACUCCCCCUUUCCCCAGCUCCACAACAGCCUCGGCCACACAAUCAUGCUGACAUCCAGCAGCAGAGCAGCCACCGUAGGGCUCAGAAGGGGAUUGGAACUCCUCCAAAGCUUCAUUACCAGAGAAUUGCCAUUUGGCCUUUUUGGUAGUUCCAUGUAAGUCCCUACUCCUAGGUCUUGUCUUUAUUUGAUGUGACUAAGAGGUUACCCAGUGUGAACAACCUUUUCCCUGGGUGCAUUUGUCAAAAAAAAUCAACAGCAAUUGUUGAACAUCUCAGCUUCCUAAGGUGGCUGUAACAGUUGGAACAAACAAACUGACCAAAAGACUUAGAAGGAAAAACUGGGAAUGAGAUUUCUAUAGGACGUUUUGAAAAGCUUCAACCUAUUCCUAAGAAUGCAGAAGGCCACACACAUGUGUAGGACUGUGCACAUGCCCAGAAGAGACCUGAGAAUUCCCCAGCUCUUUCGUCUGACCUUAAGUGUCUGCACAAACAGAGAGGACAGAGGCAGAAGGAGGGAAAGAGGGAGGGAGGAAAGGUAGGAAGGGGAGAAAGAGAGAGGAAGAAAGAGAAAGGAAAGAAAGGCAGGCAGAAAGAAGGAGAAAGGGAGGGAGGGAGGGAAAGGAGGGAGGGAAGAAAAGAGAAAGAUUGAGAAAGAAAAAAGAGAAAGAAGAAAGAAAAGAAAAAAGGAAAGAAAGUUAGUUUAUAAAAUAGAACCAAGUAGAAAUUUUAGAGUUGCAAAGUACAAAAAUGCAAAUGAAAGAUUUACUUGAGAAGUUUAAAAAAUGUGUGAACUGGUAAAAGAAGUAAUCAGCAAAUUAGAAGUCAUUUGAGAUUAUCCAGUCUGUGGAACAGAAAAAAAAAAUCAGCAAAGAAAAAUGAUCAGUGCUUCAGACACCCGUCAGACACCAUCAAACAUACCAACAUACACAUAAUAGGAGUCCUAGAAUAGAUAAGUGAGAGAGAGGGAAGGGGAUAAAACAUAUACUGGAAGAAAUAGUGGCCAAAACCUUUCCCACUUUGAGGAAAAACAUUAAAGUGAAUCCAAGAAGCUCAACAAAUUCUAAGCAGGAAAGACUCAAAGAGUCCACCUCAAGACACACCAGCCACUAAGUAAAUAAUUUUAAAUAUAUAGUAAAAAAUGACAAGGAAACAGAAAUGUUACACUAGAAAAUAUAUAAGAAAAGAGAAGGAAGUAAUGAAAAAUAGAGGAGAAAAAAAAGGCAAGAGGCCUAAAGAAACCAACAGUAAAAUGGUAGAUAAAUCCUGCCUUAUCAGUAAUUUCAUUAAAUGCAAAUGAAUUAAAUACUCCAAUCAGAAGGUAGAGAUUGGCAAAUUGAUUUUUUUUAAAAAUCAUGAUCCAACUAUAUGCUAUCUACAAAAAACACACUUCAUUUUAUUUUUAUUUUUAUUAUUUAGAGACAGAGUCUUGCUCUGUUGCCUAGGUUGGAGUCUAGUGGUGUAAUGAUAGCUCACUGCAGCCUCAAACUUCUGGUUUCAAGUAAUCUUCCCACCUUAGCCACCCAAGUAGCUGGAACUAUAGGUGCCUGCCACCAUACUUGGCUAAUUUAAAACAAUUUUUUUAGAGAUAGGACCUGGCUUACUUCAAAACUUACCUGGCUAAUUUCACUUCACAUAACGAUCUUCAGUUCCAUCCAUGUUGUUGGAAGUGACAGGAUCUCACUCUUUAUGGCUGAACAGUACUCCAUUGUGUAUAAGCAAUAUAUUUUCUUUAUCCAUUCAUCUGCUGAUGGACACUUAGGUCGCUUCCAAAUCUUGGCUAUUGCAAACAAGGCUGCAGUAAACAUGGGAGUGCAGAUAUCUCUCCAAAAAAAAUUUUUUUUUUUUUAGAGAUAGGGUCGUACUGUGUUUCCCAAGCUGGUCUUGAACUCCCGUCCUCAGGCAAUCCUCCUGCCUCAGUCUCCCCUAAGCAGCUGGGAUUACAGGCAUCAGCCAAUGCACCUGGCAAAACACACUUUAGAUUCAAAAACACAAACAGGUUGAAAGUAAAAUGAUGGAAAAAGAUAUACCAUGCAAACAGUAACUCAAAGAGAAGUGGAGUAGCUAUACUAAUGUUAGACAACAUAAACUUUAAGAAAAAAAUUGUUUCUAUAGACAAAGAAGGACUUUUUUUUAAUAGUUCCAACUUUUAUUUUAAAUUCUGGAGGUACAUACACAGGUUUGUUACAUGGGUCCUGAGGUUGGGGUACAGAUCCCAUUACCCAAGUAGUAAGCAUAGUACCUAAUGGUUAGCUUUCCAAUCCUUGCACCCCUCCCUCCCUUCUCCCUCUUGUCAUCUUUAGUGUCUCUUGUUGCCAUUUUUGUGUCCAUGUGUAUCUAAUGUUUGGCUCCCACUUAUGAGACUGUGCAAUAUUUGGUUUUCUGUUCCUGUGUUAUUUCACUUAGGAUAAUGGCCUCCAGCAGCAUCCAUGUUACUGCAAAGGACAUGAUUUCAUUCUUUUUUAUGGCUGCAUAGUAUUCCAUGGUAUAUAUGUACUAUAUUUUCUUUAUCCAAUCCACUGUUGAUGGGCACCUAGGUUGAUUCCAUGUCUUUGCUCUUGUGAAUAGCACUGUGAUAAACAUAUAGGUGCAUGUGUCUUUCUGGUAGAAUGAAUUGUUUUCUUUUGGAUAUAUACCCAGUAAUGGGAGGCUAUGUUGAAUGGUAGCUCUGUUUUUGUUUGUUUGUUUGUUUGUUUGGUGGAGUCUCUCUCUGUCACCCAGGCUGGAGUGCAGUGGUGUGAUCUGUGCUCACUGCAACCUCCGCCUCCUGGGUUUAAGCGAUUCUCCUGCCUCAGCCUCCCAAGUAGCUGGGACUACAGGCGUGUGCCGCCAUGCCCAGCUAAUUUCUGUAUUUUUAGCAGAGACAGGGUUUCACCAUGUUGGCUAGGCUGGUCUUGAACUCCUGACCUCAGGUGAUCGACCUGCCUCAGCCUCCCAAAGUGCUGGGAUUACAGGCAUGAGCCACCAUGCCCAGCUGCUCUGUUUUAAAUUCUUUGAGAAAUCUCCAAACUUCUUUCCACAGUGGUUCAACCAAUUUACAUUCCUGCCAGCAGUGUAUAAGCAUUCUCUUUUUUUCCUUAGCCUCUUCAGCAUCUGUUAUUUUUUGACUUUUUAAUAUAGCUAUUCUGACUGGCGUGAGAUGAUAUCUUAUUGUGGUUGUGAUUUCCAUUUCUCUGUUGAUUAGUGAUGAUGAACAUUGUCUCAUAUGUUUCUUGGCCACUUGUAUGCCAAGGACAUUUUAUAUUGAUAAAAGGGUCAGUCCAUUAGGAAAAUAUGACAAUUAUAAACAUAUGUACCUAGCAAUACAGCCUAAAGAUACAUGACAUAAAAACUUAGAGAAUUGAAGGAAGAAACAGACAAUUUAACUACAAUAGUUGGAACCCUCAAAACUCCAUUUCAAUAAUAGCUAGAGCAACUAGGCAGAAGAUCAACAAGAAAAUAGAAAACACUAUAAACCAACUAGACUUGACAAAUAUCUACAAGGCACUCCACCCAACAGCAGCAAAAUACACAUCCUUCUCAAGUGCACAUGGAACAUUCUCUGGGGUAGAUCACAUGCUAGGCCAUAAAACAAGUCUCAGUAAAUUUAAAAGAAUUGAAAUUAUACUACAUAUGUUCUCUGACCAUGUUGGAAUAAAAUCAGAAAUCAGUAACAAAUUUUGUUAAUUUCUGUAUUAAUGAAGAAAUAUACAAGUAAAGAGGUUGGACUAAUAAUAAUUCUUUUAAAACUUCCCACAGGGAAAAGCCCAGGACCAGAUUGUAAGCCAGAUGGUAAGGAAUUAACACCAAUAUUUCAUAGAGUCUCCUAAAAAAUAGAAGAGAAGAAAAUACUCCUCAAUUGAGAAGAGUGUCCUCAACUUUAUGAGGUCACUCUUAAUACCCUGAUACCAAAACCAGACAAAGAUGUCACAAGAAAAGCAAAUAGCAGACCAAUAAUCUCUUGGGAAUACAAACGGAAAAAAUCUUCAACAAAAUACUAGUAAACCAAAUCCAGCAACAUAGAAAAAGGAUUAUACAUUAUGACUAAGUGGGACUUAUCCUAAGAUUACAAAGUUUGGAAUAACUCAUGUUCUCUUGUAAGUGGAAGCUAGGCUGAGCACGGUGGCUCACUCCUAUAAUCUCAGCACUUUUAGGAGGCCAAGGUGGGCAGAUCAAAUGAGGCCAGGAGUUUGAGUCCAGCCUGGGCAACAUGAUUAAAUCUGGUCUCUAUAAAAAAUACAAGAAUUAGCCAGGCAUGGUGGUGCAUGCCUGUAAUCCCAGCUACUCUGAUGGCUGAGGCACAAGAAUCGCUUGAACCUGAGAAGAGGAGGUUGCAGUGAGCAGAGAUCGCACAACUGCUCUCUGUCCUAGGUGACAGAGCAAGUCCUGUCUCAAAAAAAUUAAAAAGUGGGAGCUAAACAUUGGGUACACAUGGACAUAAAGUUGGGAAGAGGCCAGUCGCGGUGGCUCACGCCUGUCAUCCCAGCACUUUGGGAGGCCAAGGCGGGCGGAUCAUGAGGUCCGGAGAUCAAGACCAUCCUGGCUAAUAUGGUGAAACCCCGUCUCCACUAAAAAUACAAAAAAUUAGCCGGGCGUGGUAGCAGGCGCCUGUAAUCCCAGCUACUCAGGAGGCUGAAGCAGGGGAAUCACUUGAACCUGGAAGGCGGAGGUUGCAGUGAGCCGAGAUUGCGCCACUGCACUCCAGCCUGGGUGACAGAGACUCUGUCUAAAAAAAAAAAAAAAAAAAAAAAAGAUGGGAACAGCAGACACUGGGGACUACUAGAGCCAGGAGAGAAGGAGGGGAGCAAAGAUUGAAAACUACCUAUUGGAUACUGUGCUCGCUACCUGGGUGACAGGUUCAACCAUACCCCAGACCUCAGCAUCACCCAAUAUACCUUUGUAACAAAUUCGCACAUGUACCCCCCUGAUUCUAAAAUAAACGUUGAGAAGGGGAAAAGAAAGAAUGCAAGGUUUUUUUAACAUACAAAAUUUACUUAAUAUAAUAUACCACUUUAAUAGAAAAAAGAGGACAAAAAGCACAUGAUCAUUUCAAUAUACACUGAAAAAGCAUUUGGCAAUACACAACACUCUUUCUUGGAAAAAACCUUUCAACAAACUAGAAAUAAAUUACUUCCUCAACAUGAUAAAGAGCAUCUUUGGAAAAACCCACAGCCUACAUCAUAUUAAUGGUGAUGUGAAAGCUCCAGUUGGGAGCUUUCUUCCCAAUAUCAGGCACAAAACAAGUAUAUUUAUUCUUGUCACUUCAACAUUGUAUUAAAUGUUCUAGACAGAGCAAUUCGACAAAAGGAAGGAAAGAAGACUGCGCAUUCAGAUUGGAAAGGGAGAAGUAUGAUGAUCUCUCUUUGCAGACGACAAGAUACCAUAUAGAAAAAGUCCUAAGAAAUCCACUUACGCUGUUAGAACUAAUAAAGAGUUUAGCAAGAUUGCCAGACACAAGAUCAAUAUACAAAACUCAAUGGUAUUUCUACAUAUUACAAACAAUUUGAAGUUAAGAAAACAAUUCCAUUUAUAUCAACACCAAAAAGAAUGAAAUACUUAGGAAUAAAUUUAACAAAAGUUCAUUUCUACACCAAAUACUACAAAACAUCUCUGAAAGAAAUUAAAGAACACCUAAAUAAAUGGAAAGACAUCCCAUGUUUAUGGAUUGGGAGAUAAUUAUUGUUAGGAUGAAAAUAGGCCCCAAAUUGAUCUACCAAUUGAACACAAUCCUGAUCAAGAAUCUCAGCCUUCUUUGCAGAAAUUGACAAGCUGGGCCGGGUGUGGUGGCUCACACCUGUAAUCCCAGCACUUUGGGCGGCCAAGGCAGAUGGAUUACUUGAGGUCAGGAAUUCAAGACCAGCUUGGCCAACAUGGUAAAACCCUGUCUCUAUUAAAAAUACAAAAUUAGCCAGGCAUGGUGGUGCAUGCCUGUAAUCUCAGCUAUUUGGGAGGCUGAGGCAGGAGGUAGAGGUUGCAGUGAGCCAAGAUCAUGCCACUGCACUCCAUCCUCAGCAACAAGAGCAAAACUCUGUCUCAAAAAAACAAAAAACAAAAAAAAAAAAAAAAGAGAAAGAAAUUGACAAGCUAAGCUGACGCUAAAAUCCAUAUUGAAAUACAAAGGAUCAAAUAAAUCUGGAGAAAGAAGAACAAAGUUGGAGGAUGUGCACUUCCUGAUUUCAAAAUUUAUUACAAAGCUGUAUUAAUCAAAUCUGUGUAGUUUGUAGACAGAUAUACAGAUAAAUGUAGAUAGACAUACAGAUCAAGAGAAUAGAACUGAGAGUCAAAAAUAAACCCUUGCAUCUAUAGUGAACUGAUUUUCGACAAGGAGGCCAAGACAAUUUGAUGAGGGAAAGAAUAGUCUUUUUAACAAAUGGUGUUAGGACAACUGGAUAUCCACAUGCAAAGGAAUAAAGUGAUAUGCCUUUCUCACACCAUAUACAAAAAUUAGCUCAGAAUGAGUCAAAGACUUAAAUGUAAGAGUUGAAACUACAAAACUCUUAGUAGAAAAUAUAGGUGAAAAUCCCCAUGAUUGAAAAAUAUCUAGUAUUUGAUAGCACAACAGGGUGACUGCAGUCAGCAAUAAUUUGUUGUACCUUCAAAAAUAACUGAGGAAGUACAAUUGGAAUGUUCAUGACAGAAAUGAUGAAUGCUUGAGGUGAUGGAAACCCCAUCUACCCUCCUGUGAUGAUUACAUCGUAUGCCUAUAUGAAAACAUCUCAUAUACCUCAUAAAUAUGCUAAUUAUGUACCCAUAAAUUUUUUUUUAAAUCCUCAUGACCUUGGAUUACACAAUGAUGUCUUAGAUAUGAUAUAAAAAGACAGGCAACAAAAGAAAAAAACUACACUUCAAAAUUAAAACGUUUUGCUUCAAAGGACACCAGCAAGAAAGUAAAAACCCACAGAAUGGGAGAAAAAUAUUUGCAAAUCAUGGAUCUGACAAGGACUAGUAUAGGCUAUAUAAAGAACUACAACUACUCAGUUGGCCGGGCGCGCGCGGUGGCUCAUGCCUGUAAUCCCAGCAUUUAGGGAGGCAAGGCGAGAGGAUCACUAGAGGCCGGAAGUUCAAGACCAGCCUGUGCAACAGACUCCCGGCUCGAAUUUUUUAUAAAAAGUGAUAUAGGAAUGAAAAGUACCAGCUGAACUAGGAAAGGGGAAGUUGACAGUAAGGAGGGACUAUCAGGGGCAGGAGGAUACUGGGUAGUGGUGGUUUAAUUCAUUGUUUUAAUUGUGGUGAUGGCUGCAUGGUUGUAUACAUAGGUCAAAACUUAACGCGUACACUUUAAAUGUGUGGUUUAUUGUAUGCCAGUUAUAACGCAAUAUAGCUGUUAAACACAAACACAAUAAAGUUGAAAAACCA
Molecule: messenger RNA, 14267 nt
Organism: Homo sapiens (human)
Lineage: Eukaryota; Metazoa; Chordata; Mammalia; Primates; Hominidae
Gene: TTL
Product: tubulin tyrosine ligase
Exons: 7
Coding region: 190-1323 (377 amino acids)
Cellular component (GO): microtubule
Molecular function (GO): tubulin-tyrosine ligase activity
Source: RefSeq, marked validated